Molecule: messenger RNA, 2402 nt
Organism: Cannabis sativa
Lineage: Eukaryota; Viridiplantae; Streptophyta; Magnoliopsida; Rosales; Cannabaceae
Exons: 3
Coding region: 395-2071 (558 amino acids)
Source: RefSeq, a predicted model, not a curated record
UAUCUCUCUUCUCUCCUCUUUCCCUCAUCUCUGUCACUCUCUCUCUCUCUCAAUUUUUUUCUCCUUUGUUGUCAUUUUCAUGUCAAACAAAAAUUAAAAGCUGCUACCAAAAUUGAGCUUCGAUUGAUGAUGCCAUGCUUGUGAAUUUCGCCUGUUGCCAAAAUGAGUCAUAAAAAACCGAGCUUUAUGAACAUUUUUGGUACUCAGAAAAUUCCUCUUUUGAAUUAUGUAAAUUUUCCAAUUAAUAUUCAUCGUUCAAUGUUUGUACCCAUUUUAUUUUCAUGAUUUUUGUUUAUUAUACCAGUUUUUAUUUUGUGGGAAUUCUAGGUUUUUGUUAAUUAGGAACCCUAGCUUUCCAAUUUUCUUUUUUGGGUAAAGAUUUUUAUAUGGAAAAAUGGAGCGAGAUGCUGUGGUAUUCGAUAUAAGCUCCGAUGAGGAAGAAUUUACUUUGACAGAGACGAAAGGUGAUGACUUUGAUUGGUUAGCGGAGUAUCUUGAAGCUGGAGAUAAGGGAUCGGAUAAUGAUUCAGAUGAUGUUGUUGUGGUUGGUGAGACCAAGCCUAAGUCUAGGUCAAAGUCUUCUAAACCUACGGUUAGAGAUGCGGACGAGGAUUGUGUAGUUUUGGAUGGUGACCCAGAUAAGAAGACUCUGGUUGGUAAUGAUGAUGCAGUGAGUGACUCGGACGAGUUGUGCAUAGUUGGAGAGAAGGGUCCGGUUGCUUGCCGAGACUUUCCACAUUCUCGACAUGUUUGUAUUAGCUUUCCUUUUAAUACCACCCCACAUGAGAAACACUGCAGUCUGUGCCAUUGUUAUGUCUGUGACUUACCUGCACCCUGUGUGCAUUGGGCAACUAGCACUACAAGUAUUGGCCAUUGUCAUGCCACCGACAAAGAGGAUUUAUGGAAAAUUCAGAGGAAAAACUUUAAAUCGGGGAAAAUAUCUUCAUUACCACCCUCGAAAAUUUCCGCUAGUCCAUUAUCGGUGUGUGUGCCUAAACAUAACCAUGUUUCACCACCCAUUAUUCAAUUGUCACCUUGCUCGAGACCAAAUGAUUUUGUCUCCAGGCCUUCUACCGUCCAAGGUUGCUCCUCAACUAAUUUUGCUCUCCCUACUAUUAUAAGCCGUGGUAGGAGCCAACAAUCAGGAAUGCUUUCGUCCAAAAACAGAUUUCAACCGUACAUGGUACCAGGAGGACCACGCAUGGUACGAGGUGGACCGAUGCUUGGUGCUAGUCAUACAAUCCGAAAGGGCCCUUUGAGCUCUACUCAUGCUAUGUUUAAAAGACAAGGAAAUGUUGGGGUCACUUUCCCUAGGAAUCAAACUUUGUAUCCUUCAUCAAACACCAGGAGUCGAACUAGUGGUGCCACUCAAUAUCCUAGGAUCCACACUCCAGCACCAGCAUUGGCAAACUUGGCGGACUUGAGCACGAUCAUGUUAAAUGAGAUUAACUCCCUCUCGCGUCAAAACUCCUAUGAUCCGAACUUUGUUUGUGCAGCAUUAAAUACUCCAACUUCUGAGCCCCAAACUUAUAAUCAACAACAUAUUCCUCCAUCGAAUAUCGAUAGUCAGAAUAUGUUUCAUCAACACUCGAAUCAAUUUCAGAAUAACGACCAAACUAUCCUUAACCCGCGUGGAGAUGAAACUCAAAAAUUCGUUCUUGAUGAGGACAUUGAAUUCAUAGGUGCGAAAGAUGUUAGUUCUGUAGAUUGUAGUUUGCCAAAAUGGUUGAAUGAUACCAACCAAAGCAACCAACAGCCUCCAGUGGAAAAUACUCAACAUCCGAAUGCAGCAGACUCCUUUUUCGCCCCAUCUGUUAAGGACUCUAAUUCUCAGUUUAGUAUUAGAAACACUGAUCUUAGGUUUGAUGACUGGAUUUUUGAAGACCGAAAUGGUCCUGUGGUUGCAGAUGGUUCUAUGGCACCUUCAUUAGAUGUCAUCUCUCCCGAGCCUGCUCCAAUUGAUCCAGGUAUGCUUUUCUUUGAUUUUGAACCGCAUGGAACGGUCUUGCCCACACAUAAUCAGCCCGACCGGACUGACCCUUUUACUCUCUGGAGUUUGGAUGCUUCUUGAACAGAUAAAAAUGGAGUUUUUCUUCCAUUAUUAUGGUCAUUGUAAAUAAAAAUUGAUGCUUUUUGUUAACUUUUGUGAUAGGCAAAAAAUAAGCUUCCCCAUUGAAAGCUGGAGGAGAGCUUAGUGUUGUCUUGUCAGUAUAUAGGAUUAUCUUAUAUUAUAUAUAUUAUAUAUAUAGAGAGAGAGUAGAUAGUACUGCUUAUUGUCAAAAGUGGGAUUAUUUUUAAGGAUUAGAGGGUGGUUAAUUUUAACUCCUUGAUCCUUUUCAUCUUAUUAAAUCCCACAUUCUGAGAUUAUUAUUAUUAUUAUUAGCAAAUCUUGCUUAGUUUUA